CACAGGAUAAGAUUAUAGCAUUUGUUCCUCUCUGGUUAGACAAAUACAGAAGGUUGAUAAGUUGAUAGCAACAAUUUGUACGUUGGUUUCAUAUAAAUGUCUAAACCAGGAAAACUAACAAAUUUAAAAACGAUAAUUCUAUAUCUUCACUUAUGAUCAGAAUAAAUAAACAGCUGAACAUUUACAGUUAUAGUAGUAGUCAGUAGUAGAGAAAGAUGAUAAGACAAUUCUUUCUUUUAAGAAGUCCUUUUUUUUUUCUCUAGGCAAUACCAAUAUUAUUGAUUAACGUGAUUGCGUCCCCUCACUGUGUUCGCGUUCCUGUGUUAGGUUUUGUCAGGUGACAAUGAGUAGCGAUGUAAAAGAAGUUACUCAGUUCUUUGGCCUUCUGAGCCCAACCAAUGUCAGCACUGAGGCGAGCGUCUUCAAUGCCAAUCUUUCUGGUCAGGCCGCCGCUGCGGCUCAAGACUUAGUCGCAGCUCCUAUUGUCAACGGCGACAUCAUCAGUGAGGACACGUCUCUUUUAAUGCAGACUGUGCUGGUCGGCGUCAUCUCCGGAGUCAUCGGAGUCAUCGGCACGGUGGUGAACAUUCUGGACAUCUGCGUCUUUCUAAAGCAGGGAGUGACUGAUUCAGUCACCAUAAGUCUGUUUAGCCUGGCUAUCGCUGAGUUGGGAUCUGAUGUCGCCAUGGUGUGGCUUUCUAUUUGUUUCAACCCUUGGCUGCGUUUCUCUAUAGACCUGUCUUUUGACUCCAUUGACAUCCAGUACACAACAGCGUGCUGGCCUCAUAUAUGCCUGGCAAGAGUUACCAGCUGGAUCACUGCUUACAUUUCUUUCGAGAGGUGCUUGUGUGUGGUUCUGCCCCUCAAGGUCAAGCAAAUCAUCACGCCACAGCGAACCACCGGAAUUAUGAUCACCAUCUACUUCGCCAUGAUGCUCAGUGUCUCGCCCGUUUAUUACGCUACCAGCUUCGGCCCCACCUUCAAACCCAAGAUCAACAGGACCGUCAUAGGACUCAUUUACAUCCCCGGCGGCCCCGCCCUGAUUAAGAUCUCCAACACGGUGGCUCUGUUCACCCAGGUCAGCUCAUUCUUCAUCGUCAUCAUCUGCACAGUCACACUCUCCCAGAACCUGAUGAUGAAAGCAAGAUGGAGGAUGGACGCGGGGAACGUGAAUGCUGCAGGAGGCAAAGCCACGUCAAUGGACCGUGAUCAGAAGGUUGUAAAAAUGGUCACCUUCAUCGCAACCAUAUUCCUUCUCUGCUUCACGCCCUGUGUUUUCCACCUUCUGACGGAACUCUUUAUACCGCAGUACAGCGUGGCGGGACAGUUCAGAAACAGCUACGUCAUCUGCUGGUCCUUUAUGAAGACGUUUGAGGCCGUCAACAGCUGCCUCAGUAUCUUUGUUUACUACAACAUGAGCUCAAAGUUCAGGGCCGUUUUCUUGCAAAUGUUUUGUGGAAAAAGUGCAGACUUGGUGAAACAAAAACUUUAACUUGAGUAGCGAAACAAACAUGAAGCGCACAUAAUUAAAAGUGAUAAAAAAUAAACAUUCCAUUAUGAAUAUAUGUAUAUGGUCUUUGGUCUUCAAUUUUUCACUUAAGACUUUAAUAAUUAGCAGGUUAAAUAAUUUCAAAAACAUGCAUCCAUCAAUUAUAUGGAUACCAGACGUCCUCCUUUCGGCAGGCUUUAUGGCUUUGACUCGGUUAAUACAACGAUUUAUAUUAUCCAGCAAUCCUUUACAUCUUCUGGUUGAAACACGAAGUCACAAAUAAAUUACAGAAAGAUGACAAUUAUUUUGACAACCUUCUUCAGGUACAGGUCUUCGUACUAUUCAAGGCUGUUCAAAUGAAACCUGAUUCUUAGAGUUAUCCCGAGAUCUGGGAUUUUGUUUUUCAUUGUCAUUUCUGGCCUAAUGCUAAUGUUCAAAGUGCGCCUUCACUGACCAACGCAAAGGGGGCAAAGAGAGAAUAGAUUAUCCUUUGACUCACUGAGGGACAUUUUAGACAUAAAAUACAAUCUGAUAAAAUGUUUUACGUGGAGUUGCACAAAUAUUUGCAUUAAUGAACUACUUUGUCUGAGAAAUAUUUUAUUUAAUAUAUACAAUUUACAUUAUUAGAUUUUCUGACAUGUUACAUUACAAUACUUAACUCUUUCUCUCCUAAUAAACGAUAACAUCGUUGAUUUAACCCCAUUAAAUUCAAUUUUUGAUUUUAUAAACUUUAAUUUUGUGUUUUAUAAAAAGAGCAUACAUUCUCCUAUUAUUCUA
Molecule: messenger RNA, 2266 nt
Organism: Biomphalaria glabrata
Lineage: Eukaryota; Metazoa; Mollusca; Gastropoda; Planorbidae
Exons: 3
Coding region: 344-1492 (382 amino acids)
Biological process (GO): positive regulation of Rho protein signal transduction; phospholipase C-activating G protein-coupled receptor signaling pathway
Cellular component (GO): membrane
Molecular function (GO): G protein-coupled receptor activity
Source: RefSeq, a predicted model, not a curated record